UUUUUAUAUUUAACCUAAUAUUUUAAAUUCAAUUGCGCGUUCGAUUCACAGCAAGUUUUUAUAUUUUAUCAACAACGCAAUAUUUAAUUCACAACGUGAAUAAAAAGAAUACAAGGAGGACAUAUUAUAAUUAUUUUACCAACUUUGGCUCAGCGCAAUCAGCAAGCGUUUUUAAUAGCGGCGACAUCAAACACGUUUACUAUAACAUUUACCAAGCAGUCAAAAUACGUCUGCGACGCCUCGCGCGCCUCUUUCAUGUCGAAUUCGCGAACUUUUGACCUCUACCUGAGGAUACCGACAGGAGGCAGGGCAGGUAGGUGGAGACCUAAAGCAAAUCCGACGCACACCUGGACACUUUUAACUUUGCACUCGUGCUUGUACAAUCUCGCCUUUUCAUUCAUCCAGCUCAAGCCCAUCUCAUGGAUCGCAGCGCGGGGACUGAUAACCCGCAAUCCCGCGAUACCGCAGCGGACGGCCGGGGUGCCGCGGAUGGAGGAGCCGCUCCAGCGCCAGAAAAGCCUCCUUAUUCGUACGUGGCUCUCAUUGCAAUGGCCAUCAGAGAGAGCGAGGAGAAGAAGCUGACCCUGAAUGACAUCUACAGCUUCAUCAUAUCCAAGUUUCCGUACUACGAGAAGAACAAAAAAGGGUGGCAGAACAGCAUCAGGCACAAUCUGAGCCUCAACGAGUGCUUCGUGAAGAUUCCCCGGGAGAGCGGCGGGGAACGGAAGGGGAACUUCUGGACGCUAGACCCAGCGUUUAGCGAUAUGUUUGAGAAGGGUAAUUACAGGCGCAGGAGGCGCGUUAAGAGACCCUACCGACCGCCACCCUUACCGUCUGGAUUUAACUUCGCCGACUCGUACUGCCUGCAACAGGAGCCCGUUUAUUGGCAAAGCCCGUUCGUCAACACCGGCUCCUGGAGUCACCAGUCCAGCUCUCCGACGCACAUCUCCGGUUACCUGCAGCCCAUGCUUGGUAACGCGCGCCCUCUGUCUCCAAACGAUUAUGCCAACUCUCCCGUGAGUUAUUACCACGGUCAACACCAUCACCUUCACCCGUCCUACAGACCGUACCACCGGCAUCCGAACGCUCUGGUGCCUCUAAGCGGCAUGACUCCUCCGGUGAGCCCCGGCGGAAGCGCCAUCUCCGCCUGCAGCUACCCGCCGCACACCGGCCAUCCCGAACCGGGGCACCAUCCGUACGACUGACGGACAGACACGUGAAAACUGAAUAGAAGUAGGCUAAAAAUUUCAUUCGGAUCUAGAUACGCCGUUCUUGUUUCGUUAACCUUUGGAAAUGUUAAGCGUGCCGUUUCAAGUCAGACCGGCUGCUUGAAAUUAGGUCGAAAUGUUGCAUUCACUGCAUCGGUUUGUUCACUGUGACUAAUGGCUUUACAGUCGUGUUCUGUGGAUGUUCACGAAUGAAACAUUGUUACACUGUUAAACUAGCCCGAAUGUUCACUUAAAAAGUCAAGAGACGAAGAGAUGUUCAAACGCACUUGAUUGUUGGCAGGUUGUCAGUGUCCAAACUUUCCAUAAAUUUCAGCUAAUGUUUAGAAAGCGCCAAGAUAGGGUACAUGAGCAUAUUUAUUUUUUUGCCGUGCAUUGGGAUUGAAAUAAGGAUCUUAAAGUGGAUGUGCGGUUUGCAAACCGUUUAAAAAUGUUUUGAUAUAUUUCAUUUGGUAGAAACUCUUUGCACAAGUUGAUACAACAGUUCUCUAAGUGUAUUUUGUUAAAACAAUGUUUUGUAUAUUGAAUGGACAUGUUCAGUGUCUGCAUUUCUGGAGUCUGACAAUAUUUUUAUAUGUAAAUGUUUAUAACCUGUUCGAUUUUUUUUCUCAUAAAAUUCUGAUAACUAGUCUCA
Puntigrus tetrazona (Sumatra barb) is the source of this 1860-nucleotide messenger RNA. It is a transcript of the gene foxl2l, whose product is annotated as forkhead box L2-like. The coding region runs from base 420 to 1205 and encodes 261 amino acids. The record is from RefSeq and is a predicted model, not a curated record. Gene Ontology annotation, biological process: regulation of transcription by RNA polymerase II; cell differentiation; anatomical structure morphogenesis. Lineage: Eukaryota; Metazoa; Chordata; Actinopteri; Cypriniformes; Cyprinidae. Gene Ontology annotation, molecular function: DNA-binding transcription factor activity, RNA polymerase II-specific; RNA polymerase II cis-regulatory region sequence-specific DNA binding. The transcript has a single exon.